GAUGAUGAGCAUGCUCUGAUCCUGCAGUACUGCCAGACCCUGGGGGCGGAGGUAUCUCCCUGCAGCCAGCCCCAGAGCCCUGCCCAGAUCCUACAGGCCGUGGAGAGAGAGGAGCGGGGAGAGCUGGAGCGAAUCAUCCAGCGCCUGGAGGACGAGCAGAGGUAUGGGAUAGGUCAACGAAGGUCUCUUUCAAAUGUCAGCACUACUAGGUUCCACCCUCUUACCAAAAGUGAUGUCCAGUAUCUUCCUCUCAUAGUUCCUCUUCUCUUCUCGCCCUCUCUUUACCCCAGUCAAACUUUCACACACACAUACACAUUGACACUCUGUUUCUCUCUCUCUCCCCCUCUUUGAAUAGUGAAUGGAGGUAGAGUAAGGUCAGCGGUGACUGUGCACUCUAGUGUACUUGGAGCUGCUGUGUCUCUCUCUGUGUCUGAGGCAGUGGCUGUGUCUGUGAUUUAGCUCUACUCACAGUCUGCUUUAUGAGCCAGGCUAUAAACGCCAGCUAAAGUAAUACAGUCAGUCUGGAGCCUACGGCUCUAUACACACACAGAUAAAAACAGGGCCAGUACCUCUUUGUACAGUGGCUUUAGAUAAGAUUUCACUGAGACAGAGAAGGGGUAGUGGGAGAUUUGAGUAGUACUAUUGGGCUCAUCAUACAGUAUUUGUGGGCACGAUUGUGUGGUGACUGUGUGUAUGUGUGUGUGCGCUUGUGUGUCUGCAUGUGUGUGUGUGUGCACUGUCUGACUUCUGCAUCUCCCUCUCGCCCGUCUCUGUGUCUCCCCAAGGACCCUGCAGAGGGAGUAUGAGAAGCUGAAGGAGCAGCACGGGGGCCAGAGGGGGCCUGGUUCUGUGGGGCACUGGGACCCUGAGGGGUCCUCUCACCCCAGGGGUCCUAACGAGGCUGACCUGCUGGCUGAGGCCAAACUGCUCCGGCAGCACAAGGGUCGUCUGGAGGCCCGCAUGGACAUACUGGAGGAGCACAACAAACAGCUGGAGUCCCAGCUCCACCGGCUCAGACAGCUCCUGCACCAGGUGGGGAACACUUAGAGGGACACAUACAGUAUAGACACACACACACACACACACACACACACGCACACACACCACCUCAGACAGCUUGCCAGUGCAAUAUGUGUGUUGAUAACACACACAUGGAGACAAACAUGCUUGUUCCAGCUGUGGUAUUACUUGCACUGAUCAUGCAACAACAAUAAAACAUCCUUCUUAGCCUAGAAAGUGUCCUUGUUUGUUUCAUAACUCAUUCCUCUAAAGUUAGAAUCUGAUCAUAUUCCAACCAGCCUCCUAAUCCCUCCCUAUGCAGUAACCCAAUCCAUCUAUCCUAUGUUAAUGCCUCUCCUGAUGCUCAAUAAGUUAGGAUGAUUCUUUAGAUGUGUGGAAAAUAAAAGCUCUCCAACCAAACAGAGUCAAUCAGAGCAGGUAAACGUCAGGCAGGUAUUGACUCAGGGCCCUGGAGCUGAAAGCAGCGAGGCAUAGUAUUAAGUAACCUCAGCCUGGGAAAGAUAAGGUGACUCGGCUGAUUCUUAGGGGAUUAAGGGGUCAUUUAAACCUUGCAAGACACACACACAAAUACACACACACACCCACAUACACACCACUUCCUCCAGCCUAGCCCACCCAAAUUCUAAGACCGGCAUUGUACACAAACAUGAACAUCCACGCAUAGACACAUCCAUGCAUUCACAGAGUCCUCAGAUAUCCAGAUCCUGACUUUUUUUACUAAAUUGUUUUAACGAGAUUAUAAAUCAUUCAAAAGAGAAACUAAGUCGUUCAAAUGAGAAAUCCAAGAGUCUAAUUUAAAUGUACCUUCCGUAGUGCUCUGAAAUUCACAGAAUAAAUAUUUAUUCAGCUUUUCAGCCCAUCAUUGUCAGUUUAUGGCUAACCAAAUGACAGGUUCUCUCAAGUGAGGCGUAAGAAGGAUGUUCCUAAUUCACAGGAGACGUUUGAAAAUGUAUAUUAUGAAUACAAUUCUACUCAUUUUACCAUAGGGUGGAGAGAAAUAUUUGCAGUUUUAAAUAUGAUAUCUGAGUGAGAGUAACAAAAAUCAGUGGGGGCCCCCGGUCGGUAAUUUGACCAUGAUUACUACAAGUUUAGAUAGCUAGCUAGACUAAUUUGCCAAUCUUAAAAAUGUUAGCUGACAUGGGUUAAUUGCGUGACAGUCAGUGACUGACAUAACAAGAGAUACACUGCUGAUGCCCAACCACAUUUUGAAAUUGCAAAUUGAGUAUUAUACUAUUCUAAACUCUCAACAGUUGAGACACCGACUGAGUUUCACAUUUUUGUUUAUUAUAGUUUUUUUGGGGAAAUUGACCAUGCGGGUCGCCAGUUGCCCAUCCCUGGUCUACACUAUGUUUUGUUGGCUUUUACCAAUGUAUCUUUAGUACUCAAAUGUUACUGAUACAUUGAUCUGACUGCUAUACUGUAUAUAAUACACAACACUAUCUCAUGUGGCAUACUGUAAUGAAUCACUUAUAGUAGAUAGUAACAAAAUAGAUGGUACUGGUUCAAACAGCAUUUAUUAGAGUGAUUUGACAAAAUUGGUUAGGCAAUGUCUGGCUGUGAAGCUGAAUCAUAGGAGUAUAAUUACAACAGACCCAUUAUAUCCUCUGCCUCCUUGAUUCCCAUGUAGACUCCUGUCAGUGAGGGAUAUUUGCGACAAUUACACAAACUACACAUGAAGGCAAGACUCUUCUUUUCCCUCGUCCCAGUCUCUCUCCCUUCAGUGCCCACUCCAACACCAGUCGAUAUGCAACCAGCCUGUAUUGACUGAGAACAAAUAUGUUAUUUGUGAAUAGCUAGAUACAAAUAAUCUAAUAACAAGAAACAAUUUGAUUUGAUCAGAGUGCAAUUAUAAAACAACAAAAGUAAUCAAUAGAUUAUGUCCUUUAUAUUUUGUUUCUGUAUGCUGGGACAAGCAAGAAUAAUGUCACUUACUUGAUAGACAGCUGUCCAUUCGGUCCAGCAGGUAUGAGCUGCUUCUUCCAUUUAAUUUUUGGGACAUGGAGCAGUCUCUAUAACUCCAGGAUUGAUGAGCGCAAAAAAGUCUAAGGGGUUUGUUACACAAUCUCUGGUUGUACUGCUUUCUUUGCUGUAGCCCCGCAAUUGAUGGCAGUAACAAGUCCCACUCUGCGCAGCACAAACACUCAUCGUUGGUUACCAUGGGUUGACAUGCCCCGCAGUUGCACCACCACUCCCCCUCAGACCUGGCUCUCACCACCGCUCCUGGUGGCUCGGUUACAGGCGCCGCUGAUUCAUCCUCCCUCCGUGUUGCUCAGCGUCCAACUGCACAAGUUCCUCAGUAAAUUCUGGCUUGAGUAAAUAAAACAUUAUUCUACCCUCAAAGUCCGACAGGAUUUAUCAAAUGUUAUGAUGAUUUGCCAAUACGAAAGCAAGCUAUCUACUUUAGCUACUACAGUACGCAACAGCUGGCUUCCUCCCGGGAGUUUUGUUUACAAAACCACAGCAAGCCUUGGCGGGAAGACAAUGCAGCAGAAUCCAAAGUAGUCUGUAAAUGAGGAAGUUUUAAAAUAGGAUAAUAGGAUAAUAUAGAGCUGGCUGGCUUCUCCGUGCAUCGGCAGGACAGAGCAGCGACGUAUGUGUCUAUUUGUCAAUAACUGCUGGUGCGCAAUGUCUAAUAUUGAAGAAGUCUCGAGGUAUUGCUAGCCUGAGGUAGAAUGUUUUAUUUAUUUUAUUUAACCUUUACUUAACUAGGCAAGUCAGUUAAGAACAAAUUCGUAUUUACAAUGACGGCCUACCCCGGACGACGCUGGGCCAAUUGUGCGCCGCCCUAUGGGAUUCCCAAUUACAGCCGGAUUGUGAUACAGCCUGGAAUCUAACCGGAGUCUGUAGUGACACCUCUAGCACUGAGAUGCAGUGCCUUAGACUGCUGCACCACUCGGGAGCAGUAAAUACCUCAUGAUAAAUUGUAGAGCACAUUAUCUACCAAGAGAGUUCUCAUCUAUAUUAUUCAUAGCCGUCUAUUCACAUUUACAUUUACAUUUUAGCUAUUUACCACCACAAACCGAUGCUGGCAGUAAGACCGCACUCAACGAGCUGUAUAAGGCCAUAAGUAAACAAGAAAAUGCUCAUCCGGAAGUGGCGCUCCUAGUGGCCGGGGACUUUAAUGCAGGCAAACUUAAAUCUGUUUGACCUAAUUUCUAUCAGCAUGUCACAUGUGCAACAGAGGAAAAAAAACUCUAGACCACCUUUACUCCACACACAGAGAUGCAUACAAAGCUCUCCCUCGCCCUCCAUUUGGCAAAUCUGACCAUACUUCUAUCCUCCUGAUUCCUGCUUACAAUCAAAAACUAAAGCAGGAAGUACCAGUGACUCGCUCAAUACAGAAGUGGUCAGAUGACGUGGAUGCUACGCUACAGGACUGUUUUGCUAGCACAGACUGUAAUAUGUUUUGGGAUUCAUCCAAUGGCACUGAGGAGUAUACCACUUCAGUCACCAGCUUCAUCAAUAAGUGCAUCGACGACGUCUUCCCCACAGUGACCGUACGUACAUUUUCCAACCAGAAGCCAUGGAUUACAGGCAACAUCAACACCAAGCUAAAGGCUAGAGCUGCCGCUUUCAAGGAGCGGGACACUAAUCCGGACGCUUAUAAGAUAUCCCACUAUGCCCUCAGAUGAACUAUCAAACAGGCAAAGCGUCAAUACAGGACUAAGAUUGAAUCCUACUACACCGGCUCUGACGCUCGUCGGAUGUGGCAGGGCUUGCAAAAUAUUACGGACUACAAAGGGAAACCCAGCCGCGUGCCCAGUGACUCGAGCCUACCAGACGAGCUAAAUGCCUUUUAUGCUCGCUUCGAGGCAAGCAACACUGAAGCAUGCAUGAGAGCACCAGCUGUUCCGGACAACUGUGUGAUCACGUUCUCCGUAGCCGAUGUGAGCAAGACCUUUAAACAGGUCAACGUUCACAAAGCUGCGGGGCCAGACGGAUUACCAGGACAUGUACUCAAAGCAUGCGCGGACCAACUGGCAAGUGUCUUCACUGACAUUUUCAACCUCUUCCUGACCGAGUCUGUAAUUCCUACAUGUUUCAAACAGACCACCAUAGUUCCUGUGCCCAAGAAAAGUGAAGGUAACCUGCCUAAAUGAUUACUGCCCUGUAGCACUCGGUAGCCAUGAAGUGCUUUGAAAGGCUGGUCAUGGCUCACAUCAACACCAUCAUGCCGGAAACCCUAGACCCACUCCAAUUCACAUACCGCCCCAAAGACGUUGUGUGAAUGCGCUGGAGAUGUAUCCAUCACGUUAACGUUUACUACAGCUGGGGACUGAAGAGGAGUUAGGAGGCGAGCCAGAGAUUGUACAGACAGGGAGGGAGUAGAGGAGCGAAGGAUGGGAUAGGCAGGCAGGCUAAAUUGAUUGUCUCUGGAAAGCUAAGGGGCAUAUUGGACUCUAGUAGAUGUCAGUGGACAUCAGGUGCCCUCUUCUGUGUGUGUGCGUGCGUGCGUGCGUGCGUGUUCAUACAUUCAUGCUUUUACUACAUUGAUGAACUGUCAAGUUUGCUUGAGAGGAUCCUUAAAAACGUGUUGAGUAUGCUGUCUUACAGUAUUAACUUUGUUUAUUCCUUUGAUUGGUAUUCUGUCUCUUUCUCUUUUUCAUGGUAACUGAAAUGCCUUAGCCAAGUAGAAAAACAACAACAUGGAUUCUCUGAAGUUUCUAAGCCAGAUCCCAAUCAAAUAAUUGUACUUUUUCAUGAAUGAAAGUCAUCAAAUUAAACAAAUAAGAACCUAAACCCUUAGAUAUUUAGCUGAACUCAAGACAGGGAGUGACAGUGUUUGACACAAAUUGGGACAGGGCUAUAGACACAUGUAAAUAUUACUACACGUGAUGACAUCUUUUAUCCCAGCCCCAUCGUGUCACACUGUGUGGUAUUCCCUUGUUUGUGACUGAUGAUUUCUAUGUAGAGCAAUAUUUUGUUUGAUGUCUUCACCAGUGAAGUAUGCCACUAUGAAUAAUGAAUAGUGAGGACUCCAUGUUUUAGUAUUGACGCUUGUCCUUGUCUCUCUCCUUCCUUAUUUUUUAAAUUUUCUUUCUGUCUUUGUUGUUGUUUCUCUCUCGAUUCUUCUGUUCUCGUCUUACUUGAUCCUCAUUCCCUCCUCUUGUUUUUUUCCCCUCCUCCCUUGUCCUCUUUUCUACUCCAUCUAUCUUUCAUCGUUCCUCCUCUCUCUUCCUCUCUCUCACCAGGAGAUGGACUCCAGGGUGAAUGGAGUGUCAUCCCCCAGCAUGCAAGAACGAGGGGCCCUCACCGAACACACAGGUCGGUUCGACACACACAAACACACGCACACGCACACACACGCACACGCACACGCAGUGUGUUAAACUGUUGUUUGUGUGUGUGUGUGUGUGUUUCAGAUGAGCUGUUGGACCACCCACACAACAUAAGCUCUGAUCUGGCAGACGUCAUGGAACAGAUCAACUGCAUGCAGUCG
Coregonus sp. 'balchen' is the source of this 6460-nucleotide messenger RNA. NCBI's taxonomy places the organism in Eukaryota, Metazoa, Chordata, Actinopteri, Salmoniformes, Salmonidae. The record is from the annotation of a GenBank genome assembly.